AUGGCAGAGCGAUCAGGUAUCGCUCAUUCUACUCAUAUACAAAGAGAAGGACUAACAUCCUCAGACAACCCUGGCCCGGCCCAGCCUAGCAAUUCUCCUCCUCGUCAUAGGCCUCAGCAGAAGCCGCCCUGGUGGCGCGAAUGGAUGGGACCUCAUAUCACACAAACCCGGCCUUUCAGUGCAGCACAACCGCAAUGGGAAUACGAACUCACUACCCCCGUUCCGACAACGGUUGAAAUCUCACCGGCCGAAAUGGAUGGUAUAAGAGCCAAAGUGCAGAGCAGGCACCUCCGACAAGUUGCCAGUGAUCAAGGCUGCCCCAGAAAUACCAACCAGAAUCCCUCCGAGCCUGAAGGGACUGUCAUCCUUCUCAAACAACGUGAGGUGGAAGAGCGAGCCGCCAACCGUGACAUGCGCGAGCUGUGA
Penicillium brevicompactum is the source of this 426-nucleotide messenger RNA. RefSeq lists its product as uncharacterized. Bases 1 to 426 code for a protein of 141 amino acids. Lineage: Eukaryota; Fungi; Ascomycota; Eurotiomycetes; Eurotiales; Aspergillaceae. The transcript has a single exon. The record is from RefSeq and is a predicted model, not a curated record.